Messenger RNA from Phytophthora nicotianae INRA-310, 306 nucleotides. RefSeq lists its product as hypothetical. NCBI's taxonomy places the organism in Eukaryota, Oomycota, Peronosporomycetes, Peronosporales, Peronosporaceae. The record is from RefSeq and is a predicted model, not a curated record. Bases 1 to 306 code for a protein of 101 amino acids. The transcript has a single exon.
AUGCACAAUUUCUACCUGAUCACCGGGGACACAGGAUCUACGACAGAAGGCCUUGCAGAGGCUUGCUCUGCGUUCAAGCGCAAGAUAGAGAAAAGCAAGAAGGGUAAUCAUCAGUACGGGUGGCUUUUGAGAACCGAUCCUUUCAAACUGUACGCGUCGCAAAAGCUGUUGCUUGCUGCACCGUAUCGAGUAGCGAAUAACGGAGGUAGACCUGUCGACAACGAACGGAUGUCAAGGAAUAUCCACUUCAAAACUUUGAACGGGAACACGCCGGCACUGUGGUCGCUGGAGAAACAAAUACUCUGA